Molecule: messenger RNA, 4014 nt
Organism: Haemonchus placei
Lineage: Eukaryota; Metazoa; Nematoda; Chromadorea; Rhabditida; Trichostrongylidae
Source: the annotation of a GenBank genome assembly
AUGGAUAAGCUUACCGAGAUUCUCGCCUUGAUGCAAGACCAGAUGGAGCGCCAGGAGAGCAUGCUGAUGUUCAUGCAGAAGCAGCAAAAGGAUACCUCCGAGUCCUUCUUCCGUGCCUUGGAAAUGAUGGAAGUGCGGAUGAAUAGGGCGAAUCCCGCAGCUGUGAAGUAUAGCAUUUUUGACUCACUCUGCCGACGCACCGACAAGUUCAACUUUGAUGCGGAAAACGGAAGAACGUUUGAUAUAUGGUUCAAACGCUUCAAGGACGUCUUCGACAACGAUUGUACGGAGCUGAGUGAGCAAGAAAAGACGCGCUUGCUAGCAAGCCGCUUAGAUGAAGAUUGUCACCAGCUGUUUUGCGGUUCAAUUGCGCCGAGGUCGCCGUCAGAAUUGUCAUGGGAUGAAGCCGUUGCUACUAUGGACCGCCUAUUUGGUUCUGCGAAGACCUUGUUCCGUCGACGGUUCGAAUGCUUCAAAAUCAUGUAUGACCACCAAGAUUUCGAUAAUUAUGAGAUGCUUGUGCGCACGCGAUGUUCUGAUGCCAAAUUCGACUCCAUAAGCUUCGAUGGCCUUCAGUGUCUCGUCUACGUUGCCAGAUUCCAGGGAGCCGAAUUCGCUGACUACAGAACACGACUACUGAGGAAGUUAGAUCAAGGAGAUAACAUCACGAUCAAAGACCUCACAGCCGAAUGUCAACUCAUCAAGUCGUACAAAAAAGAUGCAAGAAUGCUGGAAAGCACAGCGGACCCUAACAUUGCGACCAACUACGUCGGCAGGAAGAGAAAAAGAAGAAAUUUCAACCUGAAGCAAAAACCAAGGAAUAGGAAAGAAUUCAAUGCGCUUCGGAAUCCAAGAUCUGGUAAACAGGAAUCACUGCCACCGUCACGCCCACAAACCAGACGUAACAGUACAAGGAGCUGCCAGAUAUCAGAAUCGAGUUGGAAGAAACUCGGAAGACCCCAGCUACAGAAAUUCAACACGAUCGUCAAUGCCGCAAACGGAACAAGGAUCCCCACAAAAGGAUACAUCCUUGCCAACUUCGUGCUGAGAAGCUCAGAUGGAAGGCAGCACCGUGGACAAGGAUGCUGCCACGUCACCGAAAAACUCGACAUUUUUGGCUGGGAAUGGAUCCAAAAGAUUCCGGAACUAGUGGAACCACUACAAAAAUACACUAGUGGAGUGACCAUCGUUGCUGAUCCUGCGGCUUCGUGCCGGGAAGAGAUUGUCGCCAAGCUGAAGAUCAAUUAUGCCGACGUAUUCAGGGCAGGGCUCGAACGAUGCACAAAGACGAAGGCGACACUCCAGCUAAAACCCGAUGCUCAUCCUGUCUUCAAAAAGAAGUGCCCCGUGCCAUUCGCUUACGUCGCGGCCCUCGAUGAAGAGAUUGACCGUCUACUUGCAGAACAAGUGCUUUCUCCGGUUGACUACUCUGCUUGGGCAGCCCCGAUUGUCGUCGUCAAGAAAUCAAAUGGAACACUACGACUCUGUGCUGAUUUUUCUACUAAAUUAAACGACGCGCUGAUACUACAUAAACAUCUGCUGCCAACUCCGGACGACGUUUUUACGAAACUAAACGGUGGCACAACAUUCACACAAAUCGAUUUCGCCGAUGCUCAUCUUCAAAUCGAAGUCGAUGAUGAGGCGAAGGAGCUACUAACCAUUAAUACGUACAGAGGACGGCUCCGCUACAAUCGCCUCCCGUUUGGCGUCAAGUAUGCGCCAGGCAUCUUCCAACAAAUCAUAGAUUCCAUGAUUUAUGGACUCAAAGGCUGCGCUGCUUACCUCGACGACGUUACCGUCACAUGCCGCAACAUCGAAGAGCACGUUGCCAAUCUGGAAGUUCAAGAGGGUAUCCGACUAUGGCUUCCGUGUUCGAGUGGACAAGUGCAAUUUCCUUAUGCCUCAACUCCGAUACCUUGGAAAUAUUAUCGACUCCACUGGACGCCGACCUCCUGCCAAGAUCGAGGUGAUUCGCAAGAUGCCAAACCCCACGGACAUCGGUCAGGUGCGAUCGUUCUUGGGGAUGCUCAACUACUAAGGACACUUCAUCAGCGAGAUGCGACAACUGCGUGCACGUUGGAUGAUCUACUGAGGAAGAAUGCUCUGUUCAAAUGGUCUGCCGAGUGCCAAGACGCCUUCCAACGCGCCAAGGAUGUGCUAGCCUCGGACUUCCUGCUCACCCACUACGAUCCUUCGAAAGAGAUCGUCAUCGCGGCCGAUGCAUCGGAGUACCGGUUGGGAGCAGUGAUGAGUCACCGUCUCUCGGAUGGAACGAAAAAAGCGAUUCACCACGCUAGCCGCUCUUUGACAGCUGCCGAGAGGAACUACGGUCAAGUCGAGAAAGAGGCUCUCGCUAUAACGUUCGCCUUACAGAAGUUUCACCGUUACAUAUACGGACGCCAUUUCAAGCUGUUAACCGAUCACAAGCCGCUUCUCGCUAUUCUCGGAAGCAAGAGAGGAGUGCCAGUAUAUACGGCCAACCGACUCCAGCGUUGGGCACUGAUUGUGAAAAAUUACGGCUUCACUAUUGAAUACCGACACACAACCAACUUCGGACAAGCUGACGCCCUAUCUCGCCUUAUUGCAGAACAAUCGACAAGGGAAGAAGAUGUAGUCAUUGCAGCUAUCGAGAAAGAUGCGUCAACCAUCUUCGUCAAUGCAGUGUCUUCGCUGCCAGUCGAUGCAAGGAAGAUAGCGGAGGAAACGUCCAAAGAUCCAAACCUGAAAGAAGUGCUACAUUUUGUGCGAAGGGGAGAGUGGCCAAAGAAGUCGGAUGUUGCCAAAAGAUUCAAUUCUCUCAAGAAAUCGCUCUCCACGCAAAAUGGAUGCCUAUUAAUCGGAGAUCGCAUUGUCAUUCCAGAUACUUUACGAAAAGCAGUACUUUCCGAACUCCACGACGGACAUCCAGGGAUGACUCGCAUAAAGAUGCUCGCCAGAAACUAUGUUUACUGGACAAACAUAAACGACGACAUCGAAACUUUCGUGAGAACAUGCCGUUGCUGCCAGGAAACUGCUAAGAAUCCAAUCAAGACUACGCUUCAUUCAUGGCCGAUAGAGGACAAACCAUGGAAUCGUAUACUUGCCGAUUUUGCUGGACCAAUGAAUGGGAAGAUGUACUUCGUCGUUGUCGACGCUUACUCGAGGUGGCCGGAGAUCGUGGAAAUGUCAUCAGUGACGACAAGUUGCACAAUUAGAGAAUUACGCCGUCUUUUUGCCCAAUUCGGCAAUACGCAGACACUGGUAACUGACAAUGGAGCUCAAUUCACAUCUGCUGAGAUCGAUGACUUCUGCACCAAGAACGGUAUCAGACACAUCAAGUCUCCUCCAUUUCACCCACAGUCUAACGGUCAGGCAGAGCGGUUUGUUGACACCUUCAAAAGAAGCUUCAAAAAAAUGAAGGAAAGUUCAUCGCCGACAAAAGCUCUAUAAAACUUCCUGCAGACUUAUCGUUGAACUCCUUGCCCCUCCGCACCAGGAGGACAGUCACCUGCAGAACUGUUCCUCGGGAGACAGAUCCGGACAAGACUCAACCUUCUCAAACCGUGUGCCAUUACGAACUCCAACAAACGAGAUCAGAAAAUGGAGGCAUAAUAUAACCGCCAUCACGGAGCCAAAGAGAAGCAAUUCAAAAUUGGAGACUUCGUGUGAACUAAGGACUAUCGUUCCGGAUGGCGGAAGCAGACGCCGGGUCAAGUACUACAACGACAUGGAGACAGACUGUACGACAUAGCAGUAAAUGGAGAAAUCUGGAAGAGACAUGCUAAUCAGCUACGCUUACGCGUUAAUAGUGAUGAACACACCACCGUACCAACAACAGAACUCGCUGAGCUACAGCUGCUACCAAUGUCAGCGCCAGCCAAUGUUACAGGAGAAAGAGAGACAAAACAACCUACCAUUGCGGGCGGACCACAACUCACACCAGCAAUGGACAGUAUCACAAGAACGACUCCUUUUGAGACUCAAGAAAUUGAUGGACAACGCCCAACCAGAUCACGACGCGCACCGAAGAAUUGA